Messenger RNA from Brienomyrus brachyistius, 4557 nucleotides. Its product is annotated as autism susceptibility gene 2 protein-like. The record is from RefSeq and is a predicted model, not a curated record. The transcript is spliced from 18 exons. NCBI's taxonomy places the organism in Eukaryota, Metazoa, Chordata, Actinopteri, Osteoglossiformes, Mormyridae. The coding region runs from base 102 to 3440 and encodes 1112 amino acids.
AUAAAUCAUUGUGCAUCUGCUUGCAGAAGAAGAAGGGAACCCUGAAGUCUCAAGAGAAGAAGGAGAAGUGGGAGAAGCAAGUGGUGAAGAGGCAAAGAGAGAUGGAGAACGGUGUUGCUGUGGAUGUCCCGGAAAACGGCUUCAACGACCGCAGCUCCAGUGUGGGACCAGAGCAGGACGGCGGCAAGGAACGAGCAAAGAAGAAGACGACGUACUCGAGGAAGAACAAGCAGAUGAAGGUGUUGGGGGUCUGCCCAGGGAGGAACAGCGGGAGAGAGGCCCUGCAGGAGUGGAACGGGCCCCAGAGAAGUGACUCCAGAGAGCCCCUCAGCGAGAGCUCCGCGCAGUCUCUGUCCGGCCACGGCUACUCGUGUGACAGCGAGAGUGACAUCGAUGACAAGGCUUCGGAUGUAGGAUCAGAGAAACUCUUCUCGCCCACCGCACAGAAAGGUGUGACAACGAAUGAGAGCCUCGACCCACGGACCUACAGCUCUGCCAAAGUCUCUGGGCUCCAGCGCAGCCAGGAGCAGAGUAGUGACACCCCCUACGGGCCCACCCUGCCCGGCUCCCCGGCCCCGACUGUCGUCUCGGCACCUCCGCCCCCUGCAGUCCGGGCCGGCUCCCCGGUGCCGCUGCCCGUCAAAAAGGAGCCUGUGCCCCCAGGCCCCGCCCCUCCCCCUCCAAAAGUCCAGCCACAGCCCUUGCCAGAGCUCCGGGCUCCGCCCCCCCAGCGCCACACACCUCCUUUAGCCAGUCACACGGGGCGCCCCCUAUCACAGUACAGUCUUCACGCUCUCAGUCGCGGCGGAGGCAGUGUCAGCGGCGUGGGCCUCCCCAGGCAGCACCCCCCCACCCCCCACCUCAGUGGGCUGGUGCCCCCGGCGCCCCCCCUGCCCCUAUCCAUCGCGGACCUGUCCUCCUCGCAUUAUUCCCUGCGAGCGGCGGCCCAUCGCCAUCCGGCCAUGUUCGCCACCCCCGCCACCCUGCCCCCACCACCCACUUUACCAGCCAACGGCCUCGGGCUUCCCGGACACCCCGCAGGAGCCGCUUACCCAGAGCAUGACCUCCUUCGGCAGGAGCUGAACAACCGCUUCCUGGUUCAAAGUUCAGAGCGGGGCCGGGGGCCCUCCGCCUCCCCGCUGGCCCCCGUGUCGCUCCUGAGGGCAGAGUUUCACCAACACCAGCACAUGCACCAGCACCAACACACCCACCAGCACACCUUCACGCCCUACCCCGCCAGCCUGCCCCCCGCGGCCGUCAUAGCACCGCCCACUGCACCCCCCAUGGUGCGUACCCCAGCCAGAAAUUUCGACAAGUACACCCCCAAACUGGACAACCCCUUCCUGAGGCAUUCCACUUUUUUCCCCUCAUAUCCCCCCACGAUGCCCGGUGUGGCCCCCCUGCUUCCUCAUUCAGGGCCCUUCAGCAGUUUGCAGGGGGCCUUCCAGCCCAAGGCCUCUAACCCCAUUGACGUGGCUGCCCGCCCCGGGGCUGUGCCUCACACCCUUCUGCAGAAGGACCCUCGGGUGACGGAUCCCUUCCGGACGCCUGUCAGAAAGCCCGGGAAGUGGUGCGCCGUCCACGUUCAGAUUGCCUGGCAGAUCUACCACCAUCAGCAGAAGAUGAAGCAAAUGCAGAUGGACUCCCAUAAGAUGGAGCUGAACGGGAAGCUGGACCUGUUCAGUCGCCCCCCUGGCCCUGGGGUGUUCCCUGGCUUCCCGUACCCCCACGACCUGGCUCGGCCACUCUUCUCCUCCACAGGAUCCGCCCAUCCUGCAGCCUCCCCUUAUGGCCCCUCCCCCCACCACAGUGGCUUCCUGCCCACCAGCCACCUGCCAGAUCCGUUCAGUCGCUCCAGUGCCUUUGGUGGCCUUGGCAACCUCUCAAGCAGUGCCUUCGGAGGACUGGGCAACCCCUCGCUCGGGUCCAACAGCAUGUUCGGUCACAAGGAAGGCACUGGUCUCCCCGGCUUUAGCAGCCCCCACCACGACACCUGGAACCGACUGCACCGCACCCCUCCUUCCUUCCCCACGCCCCCGCAGUGGCCCAAGGCCGGCGAUGUGGAGCGAGGCACUGGCUCCGCCCACGACCGGGAGCGCGAACGGGAAAGAGACAGGGAGCGGGACAAGCGGGACUCAUCCGUCGGAAAGGAGGAGAGAGAUAAAGACAGGGAUUCUCUGGAGCGAAACCGCCAUUCCAACCGGUCGUCUCCCGCCACCGCACCAGUCAGCUACCAGAUCAGCAGCCUGAUCCGUGGCAGCAGCCAGAGCUCGGGAGAAGUGGUGCGCCAUGCGGUGGCGGAACGUGAGAAGGAGGGAGUGGAGCGGCAGCGGGACGCCGUCGUGCCCCCUGAUGUCAAGGUGAAGGAGAGCCGCUCGCCAGGCCGUGAGGUGCAGGAGCGCAGAGCCCCAGAUGACCCAUGCAGGCCGGUGCGACGCUCUCCCUCGCCAUACUUGAAGGCCACACCCACGGAGCCCGUGGCGAAGGGCCCCGGGGCCCUCUCCAGGGAGAUGGAGCGCAAGGAGACGCCGGCUGGGGACACGGGGCCCCUGCGGGUUCGAAAUGACAUGAAGAUCAAAGAGGAGCGCAAGGAAGAGCAGGAGGUGCUGGUGGUGGGCUCCGAGCCGGCAACACAGCCCCCCACCGCCCCCCUGCCUCCACCUCUGGGCCCCCAUCACCAUCCAGCGCACCCUUCGCUGGUGCAGCAGCAGCCUCUGCCGCCACAGGUCCCCUCCCGCUGCGCGGAGCUCCCGGCGGCAGCAGCACUUCACGGCGUGGCCCUCCCCCACUCGCUGCCCCUGCCGGUGAGUGCCAUGCACCAAAUGGGCGGCCUGGGCAUGCUGGAUCGCUCGCGAGUGGCCCCCUUCGUGGGCGUCAGCCCCCUGGCAGGAACCCGUGAGCGCCUGCCCCACCCCGCCUUCCCCUGGGACCCCCUGGCUUACCGCAGCCUGGACCUACAGCGCCGCGUUGACCUACAGCUGCGGGCCGAGGCGGGGCCCCGUUUCGGCCCAUAUGACACCGAGCGGCCGUACCGCGAUCGCGAGCCGCUGGACUACGCCCACCACGAGCUGCUGGAGGUGCGGCGUGAGCACGAGCGCCUCCGGCAGGCCGAGGAGCGGGAACGCAUGCACCUGCGCGAGGAGCUGGAUCGUGCCCGGCUGCACCAGCUGCACCAGUCUCCCAUGGAGGGCCACCUGCCCCACAUGCCGCCCUUCGUGUCCCACCUGGGGAGCCUGCACUACCCCCGGCUCAGCCCGUCCACAGGACACGCCGGCCUCCUGAACCGGACGCCCCCCACCGCCGCGCUCAGCGCCCCCCCUCCGCUUGUGCCCGCCGGCACAGGCCGCCCCAGCUCCCCGAGAAGGACUACGCCCCUCACAAGCCAAGACCCCCGAGACUACUCCCCCACGCGAAAUCCCAAAGAGGUGGAGGCACGGUAGCUGCCCCCUUCCCCACGGACGCAAACCCUCCCUCUCCCUCUGUUACGGCUUCUGACGACGGCGUUUCCCUUUGGUGGGCCCCGCCGCGCCCUUUGGUGGGCCCCGCCGCGCCCCUAAAGCACAUGACAGUGUUGAUGUCGUAGAUGUUGUCCCUCUUGCUGUUGUUGUUUUUUGUCGUUGUUGUUGUUCUACGAAACAGGGGAGCUGGAUGGCCAGGAAGGAGACGGACCACAGAUCGGUGUGUGUGUCUUUGGCCACUUCAAUUUUAAUAUUUAUAUAUUAAUCGCCGCUCCAUCCCCCACUUCUCACAUGCAUUGAGAGGUUGAAGUCUGUACAUUUGCAGUCAAUUUCUUCCCAUGUAUAGAAGUUGUUUGUUAAUUUUAUUUUUCGGCGGUAUUCUCUCGUUUCUAAUUUUAUUCCUCAAAAGUUUAUUUAUCCCAUUUUGGCUGUGAGCUUUGUAAGGCCUGCCAUCCUUAGGGGAUUUUAAUUGAGCAUUUUGGAAUCUUAUUUUACCAUAUUUGGUACUUGGAAUUACUUAAACGACAAUGUACAAAGUUACAUUUUUGUUUCGCCCUGAUAUGAUAUGCAGACAGAUAUGUAUGAAAUGGCCUCCUGUUUUUCAUUUCUGUAAAGAAAAUAAAUGUAAAUAUCUUGUUGAUAUUCCUUGGGACAAAUAUACAAUGUAAAUUUAUUAGGCUUUUUAAAUGUUUCUAGAAAAAAUAAAACGAAAAAAAAAACCUGAAAUGGAACCAACUUCCCAUUUGAAACCAUGGUUACGGACAGAAGGCUGGAACAGCGAGCGGCUGACGUGUCCGUGAUCUAUGCAAGGGCCCUGGGAGACCCUGAUGGUGGAGCGGCCGAGAUUCCCACGUGCCGCCUUUCCCCCAGAUAGACGGAAUUAUGUCGCUUUUUUUAUUUAAAAGAGGCAAGACUUGGGAUGAAGGGUGAAUCACACCAGGGGAGGGAAUGAAGAGCAAGCAGGACCUGAACUGUCUGUCCGCCCUGUGCCAUUGUUGGUGUUUUUCUUAGAAUCUUGUACACAGAAAAAGUAGAGUUUUAGGCGGGGGGGACGAAAAUUCAUGGUUUAAAGAAGUAUUAAAUAAAAGUUCAAAUCUAA